Messenger RNA from Wasmannia auropunctata (little fire ant), 1365 nucleotides. Its product is annotated as cysteine dioxygenase type 1-like. The record is from RefSeq and is a predicted model, not a curated record. Gene Ontology annotation, biological process: L-cysteine catabolic process. Gene Ontology annotation, molecular function: ferrous iron binding; cysteine dioxygenase activity. The transcript has 5 exons. Lineage: Eukaryota; Metazoa; Arthropoda; Insecta; Hymenoptera; Formicidae. The coding region runs from base 314 to 1009 and encodes 231 amino acids.
UAGGCGAGCAAAGACAGCGAGGUAGUACGGAUUAGUACGUUCGCGCAGUUAGUGCUCGGCGUGUAGAGGCUAAAGACGUCCGUAUAAAUCUCUUGUCUUCCCUUUGCUCUCGAAGCCGCGCCGCAUUCUACGAGUCAGGCGGGACGAGGCAAGGCUCACGUUUUAACGUUUUUUCACGACUUUCCGGUGCUUUAAGUAUCUCCCCGCGGUGCGAUCGCCACGUCCCUCCUCGUGUCUGCGGGAAAGCCGAGAGAGAAACUUUUGCCGAUUGAAUAGAAUCGCUGAAGUGUCGAGAUACCGUGGUGGCUGAAAAAUGGAGAUUUGCAACCGGGAGGACCGACUGUACGAUGUGCCGCGCGGAAAAGCGUCGCGUCUCGUUGAGAACGGGGAGAAACUCCGGCGGGAGAAAGUUUCCACCCUGCGGGAACUUAUAGAUGCACUGCACGAGGCCUUCGAGACGGAUCACGUGAAUAUCGAUCACGUUCAGGACUUGAUGAUGAGUUACAAGAGCAAUCCUGCGGAGUGGAAGAAAUUUGCCAAGUUUGACAGAUACAGAUAUACGAGAAACUUGGUUGACGAAGGGAACGGCAGGUUCAAUCUCAUGGUGUUGUGUUGGGGGGAAGGUCACGGGUCAGCCAUACACGAUCAUGCCAACGCGCACUGCGUGAUGAAAAUUCUUCAGGGGAAACUUUGCGAGACGAGGUACGCGUGGCCGGCGGGAUCCAAGACGGAAAAUGGUGUGGAGGAGCUCAAGGAACUCGAGAGAAAUACUCUCGAUAUGAACGAGAUCUGUUACAUUAAUGAUUCAAUGGGUUUGCACCGUGUCGAAAAUCCAAGCGCAAUUAACCCCGCGGUCUCCCUGCAUCUGUACUCACCGCCGUUCUCGUCGUGCUCGGUCUUCAACAAGCAGACCGGGCAAAAAUCUACGUGUACGGUCACAUUCUGGUCCAAGUACGGGGAAAGAAGGAACCGGCAAAUUCAAGACGCCAGAUCUCCCGAGGAUAAUUAAUCCGAACAAGGCAAUAAUACCAAUAAUAACAAUAAGUGUCGCAAAUUAAGUGUCAACGAUGUUUUAAUCGAGUGGAAAACAAUUUGCAUCAUCUCAGAUUGGACCUUGGUUGCUCAAAUUAAGCUUUGUAAAUUUUAUAAAUUAAGACAAACAGUCUUUAACAAUUGUGCUAUUAUUAUUGUCGAAUUUUCGUCGUGUAAUGUUUUUAUUUUAUAAGUACUUAAAUCUAUAUGUAUAAGGACCUGUAGAUAUUUUUACGUAAGAACACUGUAUGUGUGCAUUUUGCGUCAUAUAUUUCUUUUUAUUGUAAAAAUAAAUUAAAUUACUAAUCGAAAAUAAAGAAUACGAAAAAUAAA